GUGUGGUGAGGGAGACGGGCAGAGUGCUCGGCCUGCUUCCCGUGUUGAGCCUUCGGUGCCCCGCUCCGUCUCCGCCGCCAUGUCGGACUAUAACGCCGGCGGGCCGCCGCCGCCCUCAGCUGGGCCGCCGGGCGCCGGUGGGGGAGCCGGGCCGCCCAACCAAGGGGGCGCCGGCGGGGCCGGCCCGGCCGGCGGAGCGGCGGGUCCCGGACCUGGCGGGAUCCGCAAGGACGCCUUCGCCGACGCGGUCCAGCGCGCCCGGCAGAUAGCAGCUAAAAUUGGGGGGGACACAGCCACAACAGUGAACAACACUACACCUGACUUUGGAUUUGGUGGUCAGAAGAGACAACUAGAGGAUGGAGACCAACCAGAGAGCAAGAAAAUGGCUCCCCAGCCAGAACCCAUGCCACCACCCCCUCAGCUUGGACCGAUCCAUCCUCCCCCCAGGUCUACAGUGACUGAAGAGUACAGAGUACCUGAUGGCAUGGUGGGACUCAUCAUAGGAAGAGGUGGGGAACAGAUCAACAAAAUACAGCAGGACUCUGGAUGCAAAGUACAGAUCUCUCCAGACAGUGGAGGAAUGCCAGAGCGAAGUGUGUCUCUGACAGGAUCACCAGAAUCUGUGCAGAAGGCAAAAAUGAUGCUUGAUGAUAUCGUGUCUCGAGGACGUGGUGGGCCACCUGGUCAGUUCCACGAUAAUGCCAAUGGGCAGAAUGGUACAGUGCAGGAAAUCAUGAUCCCAGCUGGGAAAGCAGGCCUGGUGAUUGGCAAGGGAGGGGAGACCAUUAAGCAGCUGCAGGAACGAGCUGGAGUGAAAAUGAUUUUAAUUCAAGACGGUUCACAAAACACAAAUGUAGACAAGCCCCUUCGGAUAAUUGGUGAUCCUUACAAAGUACAGCAAGCCUGUGAAAUGGUAAUGGACAUCUUACGAGAACGGGACCAGGGAGGCUUUGGUGACCGAAAUGAAUACGGUUCCAGGAUUGGUGGAGGAAUAGAUGUCCCUGUGCCCAGGCAUUCUGUUGGUGUGGUUAUUGGGCGUAGUGGUGAGAUGAUUAAGAAAAUACAAAAUGACGCUGGAGUUCGGAUACAGUUCAAGCAAGAUGAUGGGACAGGUCCUGAGAAGAUUGCCCACAUCAUGGGUCCCCCUGACAGAUGUGAGCAUGCCGCCAGGAUUAUCAAUGAGCUUCUCCAGAGUCUCCGGAGUGGCCCACCAGGUCCCCCAGGCUCAGGAAUGCCUCCUGGAGGCAGAGGCAGGGGCAGGGGGCAGGGUAAUUGGGGGCCCCCUGGAGGAGAGAUGACAUUCUCUAUCCCCACUCACAAGUGCGGACUGGUUAUUGGCAGAGGUGGAGAAAACGUAAAGGCUAUCAAUCAGCAGACGGGAGCCUUUGUAGAAAUAUCUCGGCAGCUACCGCCCAAUGGAGACCCCAACUUCAAACUGUUCAUCAUCCGGGGAUCACCUCAACAAAUUGACCAUGCCAAGCAGCUCAUUGAAGAGAAGAUUGAGGGUCCCCUCUGUCCAGUUGGACCAGGACCUGGGCCUGGUGGACCUCCUGGACCGGCUCCAAUGGGCCCCUUCAACCCAGGGCCUUUUAAUCAAGGGCCACCUAGUGCCCCCCCUCAUCCUGGAGGGCCACCACCUCCACAGUACCCACCUCAAGGCUGGGGGAAUGCCUAUCCACAGUGGCAGCCUCCUGCUCCUCAUGACCCAAGUAAAGCGGCGGCAGCGGCAGACCCCAACGCUGCCUGGGCAGCUUAUUACUCGCACUACUACCAGCAGCCCCCGGGCCCAGUUCCAGGAGCACCGCCUGCCCCCACGGCGCCACCAGUGCAAGGAGAGCCACCCCAACCGCCCCCCACCGGACAGUCAGACUACACUAAAGCAUGGGAGGAGUAUUACAAAAAACUAGGCCAGCAGCCCCAGCAGCCUGGAGCUCCACCACAGCAGGACUACACAAAAGCCUGGGAAGAGUAUUAUAAGAAGCAAGCUCAAGUAGCUACUGGGGCAGGGCCAACGGCACCACCAGGACCUCAGCCAGACUACAGUGCAGCCUGGGCAGAAUACUACAGACAACAAGCUGCGUACUAUGGACAGACGCCUGGCGCUGGUGGCCCAGUGCCACCACCCACACAGCAGGGACAGCAGGUGAGUUGCAGAACUACAGCCAGGGUGGCCUUUCUGCUUCAGAACAGGUAUCUGGCUCCAGACUGGGCUCCACACACUUUCUACAAACUCCUGUGAGACAUUUUGAGAUGUAAUCCUUUUUUAAGUUUGGGGUGGCUAGUUUAUGUCAGUUCUUCCCUCCUGUCCAAACCAGCUGCCCGCCACACCUUUUUAAGGUCUAAUCCUAGAGGCUUUUCAGAGAAGACGUUGAAAUGCCUCAAAUGUUUUUCUUAAAUCUGGAGUGAGAGAUCCAGGUUUGUUUGUUUGUUUUUUUCAUCCCAAUAGCAGAAGCAGUGUCAGCUUGGGAAGUAUUAUUGCCAGUUCAAAGAGGGGCUAGAGUAUUGCAGAUGAACAAGCCUCCAAAAUCCUUGCCUUCAAAUAUGUGAAGUGAAACGUGCUAGCACCACCCACAUCUAAGAGUUUUCUGCUCCAUAAUUAACAGCAGCAGUAUCUGUCCACCUUCAAUAAUAGAAAUUUCCUUCCUGGCUUCAUUUUUUAUUCCAAACAUUGAUUUCUUCAACCCCAGUGUCAAAAGACUAAGCCAUAUUUCUUCAGUCCUACAAAACUUCCUUCAGUCAAACACUUUCAGACUGGGUUCACUCCAAGUCAGACACCAAAAAAGGGAUGAUUCUCAUGUAGCCACCUC
This is a messenger RNA of Podarcis muralis (Common wall lizard), 2807 nucleotides long. Lineage: Eukaryota; Metazoa; Chordata; Lepidosauria; Squamata; Lacertidae. The record is from RefSeq and is a predicted model, not a curated record.